Molecule: messenger RNA, 1296 nt
Organism: Nerophis lumbriciformis (worm pipefish)
Lineage: Eukaryota; Metazoa; Chordata; Actinopteri; Syngnathiformes; Syngnathidae
Source: RefSeq, a predicted model, not a curated record
AUGGCGGCAUCCAUGGCAUCCCAGGCUGCAACGAGAGGACUUAGGGCAGCCACGCCAAAGCAUCUACUUAUUAACAAACUCAAGUACAACUGGUUAAGUCCUAAAAGAUGGCUGAAUCUUCAAGAGUACCAGAGCAAAAAGUUGAUGCAAGAGUGCGGUGUGGCUGUCCAACGCUUCUUUGUAGCUGACACUGCCUCUGAGGCUUUGGAGGCUGCAAAGAGACUCGAUGCCAAAGAGAUUGUGUUAAAAGCUCAGAUUCUGGCUGGUGGGAGAGGCAAGGGUGUGUUUGACAGUGGCCUCAAAGGUGGAGUGCAUCUAACGAAGGACCCAGCAGUUGUUGGUGAACUGGCCACUAAGAUGCUUGGUUUCAAUCUGACGACCAAGCAGACACCGAAAGACGGAGUGAAAGUAAAAACGGUGAUGGUUGCUGAGGCCUUGGACAUAAGCAGGGAGACUUACUUUGCCAUUCUAAUGGAUCGUUCAUGCAAUGGUCCUGUUAUGGUUGGAAGCCCCCAGGGAGGUAUGGAUAUUGAGGAAGUAGCAGCAAGCACCCCAGAACUCAUCUUUAAGGAAGUCAUAGAUAUAUUUGAUGGUGUACAAGACGACCAGGCAGUUCGCAUGGCAGCUAAUUUGGGCUUCAAAGGAACUCUGCAGAGACAGGCAGCAGAUCAGAUUAAAAGGCUCUAUGAUCUCUUCCUGAAAGUCGACGCCACUCAAGUUGAAGUCAACCCUCUUGGAGAGACUCCUGAAGGACAAGUGGUAUGCUUUGAUGCUAAGAUCAACUUUGACGACAAUGCAGAGUUCCGUCAAAAGGCUGUCUUUGCCAUGGAUGACAUGACUGAGAGUGACCCCACAGAAAUGGAAGCUGCCAAGUGGGAUCUCAAAUAUAUUGGCCUGGAUGGAAACAUUGCCUGCUUUGUUAACGGAGCUGGAUUGGCUAUGGCCACAUGUGACAUCAUUGAUCUUCAUGGGGGAAAGCCAGCCAACUUCCUGGAUCUCGGAGGAGGAGUCAAGGAAAGACAGGUGUAUGAGGCCUUCAAGCUUCUUACUGCAGACCCUAAGGUGGAGGCCAUCCUAGUCAACAUCUUUGGAGGGAUUGUCAACUGUGCCAUUAUUGCCAAUGGUAUCACCAAAGCUUGUCGAGAACUGGAACUAAAGGUGCCGCUGGUGGUCAGGCUUGAAGGGACAAACGUGCAAGAGGCCAAAAGGAUCCUGAGCGAGAGUGGCCUGCCCAUCACGGCCGCAGAUAACCUGGACGACGCUGCCAAGAAAGCGGUGGCCGCCAUCAAGAAGUAG